Molecule: messenger RNA, 2974 nt
Organism: Cygnus atratus (black swan)
Lineage: Eukaryota; Metazoa; Chordata; Aves; Anseriformes; Anatidae
Gene: ARHGEF2
Product: Rho/Rac guanine nucleotide exchange factor 2
Exons: 22
Coding region: 38-2974 (978 amino acids)
Biological process (GO): cell morphogenesis; regulation of Rho protein signal transduction; positive regulation of neuron differentiation
Cellular component (GO): cytoskeleton; ruffle membrane
Molecular function (GO): microtubule binding; guanyl-nucleotide exchange factor activity
Source: RefSeq, a predicted model, not a curated record
GGGGGCGAGGCCGGGCCGGGCCGGGAGGCUCCCGGCCAUGUCCCGCAUCGAGGCGCUGGCCCGGGCGAGGAGCGAGCGGAGCAAGGAGAGCGCGGCCAAGAGCAAGGAGAAGGAGAAGAUGAAGGAGGGCAAGGAGAAGGACGCGCGCUACACCAACGGCCACCUCUUCACCACCAUCACCGUCUCGGGGAUGACCAUGUGCUUCGCCUGCAACAAGAGCAUCACGGCCAAGGAGGCUCUCAUCUGCCCCACUUGCAAUGUCACCAUCCACAACCGCUGCAAGGACACGCUGCCCAACUGCACCAAGGUCAAGCAGAAGCAACAGAAAGCGGCGCUGCUGAAGAACAGCUCGGCGCUGCAGUCGGUCUCGCUGCGCAACAAGACUGCCAUCCGGGAGCGCCCCAACUCGGCCAUCUACCCCUCGGAGAGCUUCCGCCAGACGCUGCUGGGCCCCCGCCGCGGCCGCCCGUCGCUCUCCCUCUCCAAAAGCGUCUCCACCACCAACAUCGCGGGGACGUUGAACGAUGAGUCUCCGCUGGGGAUACGGCGCAUCCUGUCCCAGUCCACCGACUCCCUCAACAUGCGCAACCGCACGCUGUCCGUGGAGUCGCUCAUCGAUGAAGGCCCCGAUGUGAUCCUCAACCAGCUGCUGAGCGACUUCGAGACGGACGAGAAGGAUUUCGAGGCGGACUCGUGGAGCCUGGCCGUGGACAACAGCUUCCUGCAGCAGCACAAGAUGGACGUGAUGAAGCGCCAGGACGUCAUCUACGAGCUGAUCCAGACGGAGAUCCACCACGUGCGCACGCUGAAGAUCAUGGGCAGCGUGUUCCGCAGGGCCAUGCUGGAGGAGCUGCAGCUGGACCCGGGCACGGUGCAGAAAAUCUUCCCCUGCGUGGACGAGCUCAGCCAGAUCCACGAGCGCUUCCUGGCGCAGCUCCUGGAGCGCCGCCGCGACUCGCUGGCCCAGGACAGCAACAAGAACUUCGUCAUCAACCGCCUUGGGGACAUCCUCGUGGGCCAGUUCUCGGGCAGCAGCGCGGAGCAGCUGAAGAAAGCCUACUCGGAGUUCUGCAGCAGGCACACCAAGGCGGUGAAGGAGUACAAGGACCUGCUCGCCCGUGACAAGCGCUUCCAGCACUUCGUCCGGAGGAUGGCACGGUCCCCGCUGCUCCGGCGCCACGGGGUGCCCGAGUGCAUCCUGCUGGUCACGCAGAGGAUCACCAAGUACCCGGUGCUCAUCGAGCGCAUCCUGAAAAACUCCAAAGACAACGAGAGUGACUCCGCGGACCUGUCCCGAGCGCUGACGCUGGUGAAGGAGCUGAUCUCGGCCGUCAACGAGGAGGUGCACGCCUGCGAGAUGAACGCGCGGCUCUGGGACGUGUACCGGCGCGUGGACGGGCGCGCCAAGGCGCCGCUGCAGUGGGAGAGCCGCGCCGGCCUCUUCGGCAGGGACGAGCUGCUGCGGCGCAAGCUGGUGCACAGCGGCUGCAUGCUCUGGAAGACGGCGGCCGGGCGCUUCAAAGACGUCCUCGUGCUGCUGAUGACGGACGUCCUCAUUUUCCUGCAAGAGAAGGACCAGAAGUACACCUUCCCCAUGCUGGACAAGCCGGCUGUCAUCUCGCUGCAAAACCUGAUCGUGCGGGACAUCGCCAACCAGGAGAAGGGCAUGUUCCUGAUCAGCGCCGCGCCGCCCGAGAUGUACGAGGUGCACGCCGCCUCCCGCGACGACCGCAACAACUGGAUGAAGCUCAUCCAGCAGGCGGUCAGCCUCUGCCCCAGCCGCCAGGACUUCCCGCUGAUUGAGACGGAGAUCGAGGCGUCCCUGCGCAAGCUGAAAGACCGCAUCCUGCAGCACGACCGGAAGAUCGCGGCGCUGCUGGAGGAGAAGGUCGGGCUCUUCGCCGACAUGCUGGCGCUGACGAGCGGCUGCGAGGAGCCCUCGCCCACCCUGGCCCCGCGCACCCUCUUCCGCUCCGACUCGAGCGAGGGCUCGCGGGGCGAGCGCCUGAUGCACGACGCCAUCCGGGAAGUGGAGUGCCUGAAGGAGAUGUUGGCGGGCGCCGGGCGCGAGCGGGACCAGAACCACCUCGCUGAGGCCGAGAGCUGCCCCAGCCCCGGCGCGAGCAACGGUGACGCCGGCAGCUUCAACGGCGCCCCGGAGUUCUGCAGGGCGGACUCGGACGCCGGGCAGCGGGACGGGAACGGCAACCAGCUCCUGCAGCGGGCACCCCAGGAGGAGGUGAACCAGCGGCUCAUGAACCUCUACGCCCUGCUGCACGGCCUCCAGGCGGUAGUGAGCCAGCAGGACACGCUGCUGGAGCUGCGGCUGCAGGAGGGCGUCGAGCGGCGCGAGAAGCCGGCGGCGGCACCGGCGGCGACCGAAACGGCUCGGCCGGGCGAGAGACCCAGCUCGGAGCUGGCGCUGCUGCAACGGCAGCACGCCCUGCUGCAGGAGGAGCUGGCCCGCUGCCGGCAGCUCUGCCACGAGCGGGCGCAGGAGGCGGCGGGGCUGGAGGGGCGGCUGCGGGGCAGCGAGCAGGAGCGCGCGCGGCUGGAGCGCGAGCGGGACGAGGCGCAGCGGCAGCUGGCGGCGCUGCGCCAGGAGGGGGGCGGCGCGCGGGGACGCCGCGGCACCGACCCGCGCCGCAGGAGCUUGCCGGCGGGAGACGCGCUCUAUCUCAGCUUCACCCCCCCGCAGCACCUGAGCCACGGCAGCAGCCCCCCCGGCCUCUCCUUCCAGCACCACCACGCUUUUGCCACGUGCCCCCGGGACGAGCUGGAUUACCGGGGCGAGCCCCCCCGGCUGCGGGAGGGCGAGGACGCGCUGGAGGCGCUGCUGGAGGACGAGGGCUUGGGCAGCCGCCGCUCCCCCCCCGCCAGCCCCCGAGAUUUCCUGAGGAUGCAAGACAUUCCCGAGGAGGUGGAGAGCAGCCAGGAGCUGAAGGAGGGUGACGGGGGCUCCUCGGACAGUUAG